CCUUCGUGAAAGUGGUGUGAAAUCAAGGAGUGACUGAAGUGGGAUGACUCGAGGUCGUAGUGCAAAAGAGUGACUACCGUGGGAAUGGGUUGGAAAGAACGAAGGACGCGAAGGGUGAGAAGGAGAGAAGAAAGGGAAGAGAAGAGAAUGAGGGGGCGAAGGAAAGGUUUAAAGCUGAAUGAGACACAUAGCCCCCAUCAAAUUAUCUCACUUCAUCAUCACAAUCUCACACCCCUAUGGAGGGGGGCAAUGGAUAGGAAAAGCUUCCAGGCUCCCAGACCAUCAGACAUAGCCCAAUCUGCGGCUCAUUUGCGAUGGUGGGUCAAAAGUAAAAUUAAUACACAGUAUGCUGGCCAAAAAAAAGAAAGGAAAAAAAAAAAAAACAAGCGUUCAAAAGAGCGGAAAAUAAACAUGAAAAUUGAAAAUAGAACAAAAGAAAAUCUAAUUUAGUAGUGAGGUACUCAGUACAAACAUGAUACAUACUCAGGUGAGUCCAUACAUACAUGCUACGGACUGGGGGAUGCCAGGCCAAAACCCUGAA
Messenger RNA from Aspergillus saccharolyticus JOP 1030-1, 541 nucleotides. RefSeq lists its product as uncharacterized. The record is from RefSeq and is a predicted model, not a curated record. The transcript has a single exon. NCBI's taxonomy places the organism in Eukaryota, Fungi, Ascomycota, Eurotiomycetes, Eurotiales, Aspergillaceae. Bases 85 to 450 code for a protein of 121 amino acids.